CGCAGGCCAGGGAAAGGGAGAGAGUGUUGGGGAAUCGUGUGACAGCGGAGAGAGGCCAGAGAGGGGCUCGACUCAUGCCCUUGGCUCGGUAGGUAGCGGGGAGGGGGACAUGUUCGUGCAGGAGGAGAAGAUCUUCGCGGGGAAGGUGCUCAGGCUCCACAUCUGUUCCAUGGACGGGGCCGAGUGGCUGGAGGAGGUCACGGAGGAGAUCUCGCUGGAGAAACUGAAGGAGAAGUGUCUCAAGCACUGUUUCCACGGGAGCUUGGAAGAUCCAAAAACGUUAACCCAUCACAAACUGGUCCAUGCCUCUUCUGAGCGGGUGCUCUCGGAUGCCAAGACAGCGGCUGAAGAGAACCUUCAAGACAAUGAUGUCCUGCUGUUGGUUAAGAAGAGAGCACCGCUGCCACCACCAAAGAUGGCUGAAGUCUCUGCCGAGGAGAAGAGGAAACAAGACCAGAAAGCUCCAGAUAAAGACGCCAUUCUCAAGGCAACGGCCGGCCUUACAGCCCGCAACUCAGACCGCACUGUGGCUCACCAUAACAUGAGAGAUUUUCAGACUGAGCUCAGGAAGAUAUUGGUGUCCCUCAUUGAAGUAGCUCAGAAGCUGCUGGCACUAAACCCAGAUGCAGUUGAGCUGUUCAAGAAAGCCAAUGCUAUGCUGGAUGAAGACGACGAGGAUCGGGUGGACGAAAUCGCACUGCGGCAGCUUACGGAAAUGGGGUUCCCAGAGACCAGAGCCGCGAAAGCCCUCCGCUUAAAUCACAUGUCUGUAACACAGGCUAUGGAGUGGUUAAUUGAGCAUGCCGAUGACCCUUCAGCCGAUGCACCUCUCCCAUGUGAGAAUUCCUCCGAGGCCGCUGGAGGUUUAGCCACAGGGGAAGCCGAGGCGAAACCAGUUCUUGGAGCCAGCGCAGAGGACCCCAAAGAUGAACUCACAGAGAUAUUUAAGAAAAUCCGCAGGAAAAGAGAAUUCCGUCCAGACCCUCGAGCUGUCAUUGCAUUAAUGGAGAUGGGUUUUGAUGAAAAAGAAGUCAUUGAUGCCCUGCGAGUGAACAACAAUCAACAAGAUGCUGCUUGUGAGUGGCUUUUGGGUGACAGAAAGCCAUCGCCGGAGGACUUGGACAAGGGGAUUGACACGACUAGUCCAUUAUUUCAAGCCAUUCUGGAUAACCCCGUAGUACAGCUAGGCCUAACUAAUCCUAAAACACUGUUAGCUUUCGAAGAUAUGCUUGAAAACCCGUUAAACAGCACUCAGUGGAUGAACGACCCAGAAACGGGCCCAGUAAUGCUUCAAAUCUCUAGGAUCUUCCAAACCUUAAACCGCACGUAGGACACUUCUCUCUCUCUGUUUUUAUUUCUCUCCCCCAAGGAAAUCAACAGCUUUAUAGCCUCUUGGACUUUUGGACACCUCAAACUGAUGGGAGGGGAGGAUACCAAAAUCUUGCUGAGCGCCCCUGUUUCGGAGGGCCUUAAACUAAAGUCCGCUUUAGAGACCCCGACGGAAUACAGGAUAGAUUGGCAUAAAACUGCGUUACUGUUUGAAGGGAAAGAGUGGCAAAGUAAACCCGUUUUCGGAUGCUAUUUAAACUUGUGAAUUUAGUUGCUUUUUUUUUUUUGUGAAUUUCCUUUUCUUUAGGCUGGAUGGCAAGGUAGCCCCCACUGACACGUAUUUAUGGUUGUUAGCAGUGUGUUGAUACUUUUAUGCUUUCUUAAACUGCCACGGACAACACCAAAAACAUGUUAAGAAUGUGGUACUUAAAUCCCCCGGCAUGUUGGCUGAGAGUUCAGAGCAAGCCGCCAGCUUAUCCAAGGGCACCAGGCACCCACCUGUGGUUCACUUGGCAAAACUAAACCUGAAUCAAUUUAUUUAUUGUACCGAUUUUUAUAUAAUUUUAAUCCAAGCUAUGAAUAAUAAGUGUAUUUUAGUUGGCUGCGCUCCUGCCGAGAACAGCAGAGGAGCAGACUCUUAAUAUUUUUAGUUUUUAUGCAAAUUCUUUUUCCGGGAAAAGGUUCUGUUUCAUGGGAGGAAUCGCAUGGCAAGAAUCAGUCACGUGAGAUGUUGCUGCUGCUCUUUUUUUCCAAAACACAUCAGUUAAUAGAGCUGCUCCAGCAGAAUUCUGCACUGAAAUCCAUUUCACAAAAGAGCAAACAGAUUCUUUUAUAUUUCAUUUUGAAAUCUAAGAUGGGGCUAGACAUAUUGUCAGUUUCCCAGCUGCCCCUGGUCAUGUGACUUGUGCUCUGAUAAACUUCAGUCACUGUUUACUGCAAGUUGGUGUGAUAUCAACUCCCCCCCCCCCAGAAGCCCAUCAGCAGAACGAUGGGAAGGUAACCAGAUAGCAGCUCCCUAACACUAGAUAACAGCUGCCUGGUAGCUCUAAGAACAGCACUCAAUAGUAAAAUCCAGGUCCCACUGAGACACAUUCAGUUACAUUGAGCAGGAGAAAGAACAGCCUGCCAGAAAGCAGUUCCAUCCUAAAGUGCUGGCUCUUUCUGAAAGCACAUGACCAGGCAAAAUGACGUGAGAUGCACCAAUAUUACAACUAAAAUACACUUGCUGGUUCAGGAAUGAAAUUUUAUAUUGUAGAGUGAAUUAUUUGCAGUGUAAACAGUGUAAUAAGAAAUAAAAAUCAUGACAGAAUCCCUUUAACUACAAAUGCACAUGUUCCGAUUUCUUCCUCAGAAAGAAGCUUUUUAGAUUCUGCUACUGCACCGACCUUGGUAUCUAGUCCAAAUGUUCAUCCUUAUGUGUGUUAUAUGGAAUAAAAAUUCUUUAUGCAAA
Molecule: messenger RNA, 2779 nt
Organism: Xenopus laevis (African clawed frog)
Lineage: Eukaryota; Metazoa; Chordata; Amphibia; Anura; Pipidae
Gene: ubac1.L
Product: UBA domain containing 1 L homeolog
Cellular component (GO): ubiquitin ligase complex
Source: RefSeq, marked provisional